Messenger RNA from Dovyalis caffra, 954 nucleotides. The record is from the annotation of a GenBank genome assembly. Lineage: Eukaryota; Viridiplantae; Streptophyta; Magnoliopsida; Malpighiales; Salicaceae.
AUGCUAGCUAUUCUUCUGCAUGCUAUACCUGAUGAAGUUGAUUUGCUUAAAAUGCUAGAAGGAAAGUCUCCUGUGCACGGCGCUGUCGAAGGAAGAAAGAAAAUUAAUAUAUUGGCACAAAUCGGGAAGGAAAAGCCAGACCUUUUGCGCCAGAAAGAUGAAAAGAAGGCGAAUGCAAUUCACUGCGCAGCAUCCAUGGGUUGUUUUUUGGCAACUCAAUUCCUGUUUGAUGAAUAUCGUGCUGGUGCAAUCCAACAAAACAGUGAAGGCAACUUGCCUAUCCAUGUCGCUAGCAAAAAAGGACAUGUUGAUGUAGUACAUAUAUACAUUUCGAAGUGGUCUGAUCUAACAGAAUUUCUCAACAGCAAAGGGCAGAACAUUCUUCAUGUUGCUGCAGAGAGUGGACAGCAUCGAUUGGUGAAGCAUAUCCUAGAAAGCGACAGACUCCAAGCGCUUGCAAAUGAGAAGGACCUGGAAGGAAACACACCUUUGCAUUUGGCUUCAAAGAACGGCCAAUCUUGGGCAACAUAUGCUCUAGUGAGCAACAAUAUAGUUACGAGACAGAUGGCCAACGGCGAAAACUUGACACCUUAUGAGGUUGCAGAGAAGCAAUCUAAAAUAGUGCAAGCAUAUUACUCAGAAGAAACAAUUCGGAAUGGAAAGGUUUAUUUAUUAGAAUCUGAUCGGACAAGAAAACUGAUUAAUGACAUUGCGACAGAAACAAACUCUGGCCAUCUGCUUAUUAAACUUGGCUGGACGAAGGAAACUACUACAAUUCUCAUCAACAAGGUAAAAAGUCCUAUAAGAGAAAGCAUCGUCAAGAUAGUCGACUAUAUGAAGAUGAAAAAUAACAAAGGAAACACUACUCUUCGCGAGACAGUCAUUAGUUGCCAUAAGGAUGUGGCCAAAUUUAUGGUUUUGGAAUGCUCGGAGGUUUCCUAUAUCCGAACAUAA